Gordionus sp. m RMFG-2023 is the source of this 387-nucleotide messenger RNA. RefSeq lists its product as uncharacterized. The transcript has a single exon. Bases 1 to 387 code for a protein of 128 amino acids. NCBI's taxonomy places the organism in Eukaryota, Metazoa, Nematomorpha, Gordioida, Chordodea, Parachordodidae. The record is from RefSeq and is a predicted model, not a curated record.
AUGGUAGCUAUUGUUAAAAGCUGGCUAAAAAAAGAAAAAUAUGGAGAGGGAAAAUGGUGGUUGUUAUUAUUAGCAUAUAACAAUACUAAGACUGGCAAAGGAAAUUCACCAGCAGAGAUGUUUUUAGGUAGAAAAACAAGAACUGAAUUAGAUUUUUUGAAAGAAAAGAUAAAGCAAAAGGAUGAUACAUAUGAUGAGAAAUUUACAGUUGGAAGUUUAGUAUGGAUUCUACUGUUUGAUGGUCCAGUUAAAUGGGGGAAGGGUAUAGUAAGUAAGAAUAUAGGAAGAAAAAAAGUAGAUGUAGAAAUUGAAGGGCAAGAAGGAACCUUUACUAGACACCUGAAACAAGUAAGACUUAGAAGCUUAGGGCAAGUAAAAGAUAUAUGA